Morus notabilis is the source of this 1412-nucleotide messenger RNA. RefSeq names its product transcription initiation factor IIF subunit beta. The transcript is spliced from 6 exons. Gene Ontology annotation, biological process: transcription by RNA polymerase II; transcription initiation at RNA polymerase II promoter. Bases 188 to 967 code for a protein of 259 amino acids. Gene Ontology annotation, cellular component: transcription factor TFIIF complex. The record is from RefSeq and is a predicted model, not a curated record. NCBI's taxonomy places the organism in Eukaryota, Viridiplantae, Streptophyta, Magnoliopsida, Rosales, Moraceae.
AAAGUCACCUCCUUUGGUUCUAAGCUCUCGAAUUAAGGUGCGGACUAAGCCCUAACCCUCCAGACCCCACCGUCGCAGAGGAAGAGAACAAAGAGUUGUAGAGAGAUAAAGUGAAGAGCAAAAGGACAAGAUUCUAGAGAGAGAGAGAGAGAGAGAGAGAGAGAGAGAGAGAGAGAGAGAGAGAGAGAUGGAAGACGAUGGGGGCAGCGGAAGUAGCAGCAACUUGGAAACAGGUAAGGCAGAGAGGUCGGUGUGGCUGAUGAAGUGCCCUUUGGUCGUCGCCAAGUCAUGGCAGUCUCACAGCCCCUCUGAUCCUCAUCCCCUUGCCAAGGUCGUUCUCUCACUCGAUCCUCUUCUCUCUGACGAUCCCUCUUCCCUUCAGUUCACAAUGGAGACGGCUGCUACUGAGACCGGACAUAAGCCAAAAACUUAUUCUUUGAAUAUGUUUAAAGACUUUGUUCCUAUGUGUGUAUUUUCGGAGACAAAUCAAGGUAAGGUUGCAGUAGAAGGGAAAGUAGAGCACAAGUUUGACAUGAAGCCCCAUGGUGAAAACCUUGAAGAGUAUGGCAAAUUGUGUCGUGAAAGGACAAACAAGUCCAUGAUUAAAAAUAGACAAAUACAGGUUAUUGACAAUGACCGUGGAGUGCAUAUGAGGCCCAUGCCUGGCAUGGUUGGCUUAAUUUCAUCUAGUUCCAAGGAUAAAAAGAAAACUGCUCCAGUGAAACAAUCAGACAUGAAAAGAACUAGAAGAGAUCGUGGGGAGCUGGAGGAUAUAAUGUUCAAGUUAUUUGAAAGACAACCAAAUUGGGCUUUGAAGCAGCUUGUCCAAGAGACUGAUCAACCUGCGCAAUUCUUGAAAGAGAUACUCAAUGAGCUAUGCGUGUACAAUAAGAGAGGGACCAACCAAGGAACUUACGAGCUUAAGCCAGAAUACAAGAAAUCUGUUGAGGAUACAAAUGCUGAUUAAAUCGACUUUUUUGUAUUAAUGAUUUUCUCGUUGGAGGAAAGAGAGUUGGGAAUUAACCAGCAAGAGUGGUAAGUUCCAGUGAAGAGCAUUAUAAGUAACACCAUCACCAUCAGCAAGGAGCAAAGUCUCUGCUUGCUCGCAUUUGUUGAUUCAUAAUUGCGAAGGUACUGCUAAUAAUUAUAAUCUGUUUGUUAUGAUUAUGGGGUAGGGGGAAAAAUCUGAUAAACUUGCUGUAAGAAUGUAUAUCCAAGUUAGUUUUGACAUCCAUAAUAGUUACUGUUAACCGCAGUUUACUUGUUUGAGAAGGUUGCUUAAAUUUCCAUUGCUCUUCAUCUGCUCACUAGCUCUCGUCACGGACUCACUGUCACUGCUUACAGAUGUCUUAGGGUACGAUUUUAUUUUUUUCUUUUCUUUCUUUUUUUUUUUUUUUGAAUAAUUUCCACAC